This is a messenger RNA of Dibothriocephalus latus, 405 nucleotides long. The record is from the annotation of a GenBank genome assembly. Lineage: Eukaryota; Metazoa; Platyhelminthes; Cestoda; Diphyllobothriidea; Diphyllobothriidae.
AUGCACGAUUUACUGUUCGGAUUUAUUGAACCCCACUCUCCACACAAAUCAGAAUCUCAUGUGUCAAUUCUUCUCGCGUCUUCCGGAAAGGCAGAGACGCUCCUCCUCAUUGGCCUAGUCAUCUUGGGCUUCGCUGUAUUUGCCUACCUUGAACCGGCAGCUCAGGAGUUGAUUGAGGCAUCGGGCAGUCGUGUUAUUGCCACAACCGUCAUCUUUAUCCUCAUGGGCAUCGGCGCACUGACCCUGAUCGUAGCUCUUUUUGGAUGCUGUGGGGCCUACCAUGAGUCCGCCGGUCUGCUGGCUACCUACUUCACCUUCUUGAUCAUUAUCUUCACCGUCCAGGUCGUGGGUGCCACCCUCGGUUACGUAUACCGGGAUCAAGUAAGUGCAGAUUUUAUCUUGUGA